Cydia fagiglandana is the source of this 1587-nucleotide messenger RNA. RefSeq lists its product as uncharacterized. The record is from RefSeq and is a predicted model, not a curated record. Lineage: Eukaryota; Metazoa; Arthropoda; Insecta; Lepidoptera; Tortricidae. The coding region runs from base 76 to 1437 and encodes 453 amino acids. The transcript is spliced from 2 exons.
CCACCACUGCAGUGGAGGUGGCAAGCAGUACUGAGGUCACCGCGGCGUGGAGUGAACGGCGCGACGGAUACGAUAAUGAAGCUGCUUUUGUUAAUAACCAGCAUAGUGGCGAUCGCUGCGCGUCCAGCCGUGGACGUGGAGAAGACAGUUCUACAAGUACAGAGCAUCCUGCAGGCCAACGCACAGCUGCCGCGCCUCACGAGGCAAGAGAUCCUGGAACUGCUCAACGACAUCAGGGCUGAAGACGCUAAGAGCACCUCCACUUCUAGUGAGCAAACUAGUACAGAAAAAUCUACGACAACAACUCCGAGUUCAAAAGAAAAUGAAAUAAGUCCUGCGCCAACAACUAUAACACCGGAUGUCAAAGACAAUCUUGUACCAGAUGAAAGGGAAAGCUAUGUGUCAGCUACAGGCCCGACUAAAACUACAGUCGAAAGUACAACCAAAGCCCAACCAACCCUAACUGUCGUAUUACCAUAUACGCCGAGAGACGGUUCGUCUUUACAGGAGCUAUACACCAGACCUCCCAGGACAGAAGUCGUAGCCCUCCCCAAAACGACUCCGAAACCUAACCCCAAAGAACUCAAAAAUAAAAAACUAGAGCAGACUUUGAAGAAUAAUCAUGAUUUGGCAUUGGAAAACAUACAAGAUUUUCCUGCUGAAUUACAAGCUUUCCUUGACUCCCAUGGAAUAAAAAGUAAUUCAGGGAAUGAUCAUUUCUUACUGCCUCUUGAUGGAUUCAAACCCUUGCCUCCAGCAAAAAUUGUAGAUGGAACAGUUCAACUUCCAGAGAAUAUAUUACUAACUUACGAUCUAAUAUCGCCCAGUACAGAUUUCAAUUCAUCAGCCGCCACCAGAAAUCAGGCUUUAAGCAAUUAUUUAUACGAACCACUGCGUCCAGAACCACUUUUUGAGUUAGAUACAUCUGAAUCUCAGCAAGUUGAUCUGCCCUUAGAUAUGCCAAAGAGUCGCAAAACGAAGUCUUCUAAUAGUGACCCGCUACCACUUCUCGAGCCCUAUGAUUACGAUUCAAUGAAGGUGAUACCGUUAGGACAAGGACCCAGCCCGGUCGAAGACACGAAGACUGUCCUCGGAAGUGAACAGAGUAAAAGACAGGCGAAUAGCACUGAAGAAGCAGAAGCCCCGACGACUGCUGCUACUGAUCUAAAAAACGAUUCAGGAGUGUCAGAUAACGCAGCGUCUUCAGCAGACACAGAUUCGGGUGCAUCGAUAUCUGACUUGGAAGAGUCGUUCGGCGGCGCUGCCCCUGAGAAGCCAGGGGACUCCGAACUCCCGCCGCCAAGAAAAAAUGGGUUCUACUGGAUGGUAGACUGGAACAGUUUCCUGGAGGUGGGCGACGGAGACACAAAAGUGAACAUUCGUUUCGAGCCGAAAUUGGGAGAUCCGCAAAUGUUCCUCCCCGUCAGCGUGCCGUGAUUAGUUCGCGAGUUACUAUACUGAGUUCUAGUCUGUGGUUUUAAUUAGCAAGGAUAUUAGUAGUAGUGGAGCGGGACGAUAUAAUUUAUAUUUCGACAUUAAAAAGUCGUUCUUAGAUAAUUACGACUUUGGAGUAGGUAUAUAGUGGGA